AUGUUGAUUAAUGAGAAAAAGACCUGGUAUGAUGCUCAGACCUACUGCAGAGAGAAACACACCGACCUGGUCAGUGUGAGGAACAAAACUGAGAAUGAUGAGAUCUGGAAAGUGAUUAAAAAUCCAUCUAAUGAAAAUGUUUGGAUUGGUCUGUUUAAUAACUCCUGGAAGUGGUCAGAUCAGAGUAAUUCCUCAUUCAGAUACUGGAGCUCUGACAAACCCAGUGGAGGUUUGAACUGUGCUGCAGUGAAUGUGUCUGAUCAAGACCACUGGACCAAUGUGGACUGCACAGAAAAACUCCCCUUCAUCUGCCAUGAGAAUAAGCUGAUCCUGAUUAAGCAGAAUCUGACCUGGAAAGAAGCUCUGAACUACUGCAGGAACCAUCAUUAUGACCUGGUCUCAGUGCGCACUGAGGAGAUGCAGCUCUGGGUGAAGGAAGUGGUUCAAAACGCCUCCACCGAAAAUGUGUGGCUCGGCCUGCGUCACACCUGCGCUCUGGGCUUCUGGUACUGGGUGACUGGAGAGAUGAUCUGCUACCAGGACUGGGCCCCGGGGAACGGGACAGGGUUCGAAGACUGCAGCCAUGAAGAGAGAACCGGAGCAGUGCAGUCUGGAAGAAAGCAGCAGUGGAUCAGCCUGCCUCAGAGCGACACACUCAACUUCAUCUGCUCUACCUAUGAAGGUUAGUCAGUGUGGUGUUUUCGCUGUAGUAGUUCAUGAUAUCAUAAACAUUUUCUAUAUAUUUCUUCUAACACAUUUAAUCAAACAUGAAGUCUGAGCACCAUAUGUGCAACAUCAGCUAAUCCACAUCUUUUUUAUUUUUUUGUCAUAUAGAUUAAAAAAAAAAUCUGUCCAUCAAAAUCUUUGAUCCUAUAUGUAAUCUGUGUGUCACACAU
Molecule: messenger RNA, 896 nt
Organism: Ictalurus furcatus (blue catfish)
Lineage: Eukaryota; Metazoa; Chordata; Actinopteri; Siluriformes; Ictaluridae
Product: macrophage mannose receptor 1-like
Exons: 2
Coding region: 1-687 (228 amino acids)
Source: RefSeq, a predicted model, not a curated record